AUGGCAACCUCCACUGUUGAAGUCGAGUUCAUUUGCCAAUUUGGCGCCAGGCAAUUCACACACAACCACAGCAUCGCCCGAAGUCUUGUCAUCGAGGCGAAUCGUGCCGGACGAGAUGCCGAAUACAACGAACGGUUCGCGCAGGCCAUGAUGCCUCUUAUGAAGGAGCAUGAAUCAGCAUGUCGCAGUGCCUCGGGGGCUUUCUGUGAAUGCUGCGGGCGGUUUGCGACAGACAUCCUACAGAGUCCAAUAUCUAUGUUGCACGGGGAUAAACCUCGCAUUGUGGUUUGGGUCACCUCCUUGUGUGGAAGCGGGCAGUGUGAGAUCCAGAAGAGACAGGAAAUGCAAUUAAUGAUGCAGGAAAUGCGGCAAGAGGACGAGAUGCUUGGUGAGGUUUUGGGACGCACUGAUUGCAUGGAGGUUAAGCUGUGCAAG
Messenger RNA from Ilyonectria robusta, 435 nucleotides. RefSeq lists its product as uncharacterized. The annotation marks the transcript as partial. The record is from RefSeq and is a predicted model, not a curated record. The transcript has a single exon. NCBI's taxonomy places the organism in Eukaryota, Fungi, Ascomycota, Sordariomycetes, Hypocreales, Nectriaceae.